This is a messenger RNA of Cuscuta epithymum, 1025 nucleotides long. The record is from the annotation of a GenBank genome assembly. Lineage: Eukaryota; Viridiplantae; Streptophyta; Magnoliopsida; Solanales; Convolvulaceae.
GUGGAACUCAAAACGGUUCAAAUAAACACAUUCAUCCGGACAUUCUUGGCCCAAAAAAAGAAUCUAAGACCUAAAUUCGUAAUUCGGAACUUUAUUCGUAAUCAACCUCUUCCACAAACCCUCACCCUAUAUAUCCUCGCUCUGAUAGCACAAUCCAAUCCCUCUCGGCGCGUCUCUCUGCUUCAACAUCCGUUUACACCAUCCCAGAGAGCCCUUGCAAGGAGCGCCAUGUUGAUCUAUCAGGAUAUUUUGACUAAUGAUGAACUUCUCUCUGAUUCAUUUCCUUACAAGGAAAUUGAGGAAGGACUGCUAUGGGAAGUUGAGGGAAAGUGGGUUGUUCAAGGAGCUGUUGAGGUAGAUAUUGGAGCAAAUCCAUCUGCAGAAGGUGGCGAAGAGGAUGAGGGUGUGAAUGACACUGCCACUAAGGUUGUUGACAUCGUUGACACAUUUAGACUCCAGGAACAAGCCACCUAUGAUAAGAAGAACUUUGUUGUAUAUAUGAAGAAAUACAUUAAAGCAAUAUCGGGUAAGUUGACUGGAACUGAACUAGAGGAGUUCAAAAAGAAAAUUGAGCCAGCAACCAAGUACCUGCUUGGAAAGCUUAAGGAUUUGCAAUUUUUUUCCGGCGAGAGCGGUACAGAUGAUGGCAGUCUUGUGUUCGCUUACUACAAGGAGGGUGCCACUGACCCUACAUUCCUCUACCUUCCCUAUGGUCUGAAGGAGGUUAAGUGCUAAGUGGUUGAUUUUACCUGUGGUGUGUUCAACGAGAACUAUAUAUAUUCUAUGUGUUUUCUUGUAGUGCUAGCUCCUAAUAUUUGUAUUUUUGUGUUUGUGUGAUGGGAUUCUCAAAGUAUCUGUUAUGUAUUUGUAUCUUUCAUUUUUGAACAUUUUUGAAGAAUGAUGAUUGCUUUUUGUUUCUAAAUCACGUAAUAAGCACAACUUUGUUAGCUGAUUGCGAAAUGUUUUUGUAUGUGCGUUAACAGAUUUAUGGUAUUUUUUCUUGCUUUAUAUUAGAAAAAGCGUUC